AUGUUCAUCUAUUUUUUCGCCCUCUUAUGGGCGGCUGUGGCUUGUGUGCUCAAAUACUUUUACUCAUACUGGGAGCGGCAGGGACUGCCAAGCGUUAAGCCUCAGAUUCCCUCCGGUAAUCUCGGAACCGUUGCCCGGAAGAAGGAAUCAUUCGGCGUUGCCAUCAACGAAUGGUACCGUCGAACCAGCGGUUCUCUGGUUGGGAUUUACCUCUUCUACCGUCCGGCCAUUCUAAUCCGGGAUCCUCAUUUAGCGCAGCGAAUUAUGACAAGCGAUUUCAAUCACUUUCACGACCGCGGAGUUUAUUGCAACGAAAACGGAGAUCCCUUUUCGGCGAAUCUGUUUGCUCUACCCGGAAAGCGAUGGAAAAACCUACGAAACAAGCUUACGCCGACCUUUACUCCCGGUCAAAUGCGGAACAUGCUGCCAACGUUUUUGGAACUCAGUCAUAGGUUACAGAAGCACCUGGAACCGAUGGCCAAGCGGGGAGAAGUUGUUGAAAUGCGUGACGUCAGUUCUCGCUUUGUGCUGCAGAUAAUCGCGUCGGUGUUCUUUGGAAUCGAUGCCAACUGUAUUGAAGAUCCGAACGAAUCGUUCCGUCGAGUGCUACGCACUUCCCAGAAGCAAAGUUUCAUCACGAACUUUCGCAAUGCGGCAGUUUUUGUGUGUCCCGAGCUUCUUAAGAUCACUAAAACCACGUCGUUACAUCCGGAAGUUAUCAAGUUUGUGACGCAUAUUAUUACGGAACAGAUCGAACAUCGAGAGAAGAAUGGUGUCGUAAGAAAAGAUUUCAUCCAGCAGUUGAUAGAUCUUAGAAGGGAAGCUUGCGAAAAUAACGAACUGGCCAUGAGUCUGGGACAGUGUGCGGCGAACGUUUUCUUGUUCUACGUGGCCGGUUCCGAGCCUUCAACGGCUUCAAUAAUUUUCACUUUACAUGAGCUAAGUCAGAACCCGGAUAUCAUGAGACGACUGCAAGGUGAAAUUGAUGAAACGCUGAAAAAAUCCAAUGGGGCAAUCGAUUACGAUGUUUUGGGCGAGAUGAAGCUGCUCGAUUUGUGCCUGAAGGAAACACUCCGCAAGUAUCCUGGACUUCCGAUUCUUAACCGCGAGUGUACGGAGGAAUAUCGGUUGCCGGAUUCCGAUGUGGUGAUCAAGAAAGGAACUCAGCUGGUGAUUCCUCUGCUGGGAAUCAGUAUGGAUGAAAAAUACUUCCCUGAACCUGAGCGCUACAUUUCGGAGCGAUUCGAUGACGCUUUCAAGCGAUUUGAUGAGAAGGCGUAUUACCCCUUUGGGGAAGGACCGCGGUACUGUAUUGGAUACAGAUGGGGAAUUGUGGUGGCAAAAAUAGGUUUAAUUCUUCUGCUGUCGAAAUACAAUUUCGAGCCUGUGGUUGGUCCCAAAAUCCAAUUUAGUCCCGCUCUAGUGACAUUGGUUCCCGAGGGAGGCAUUCCACUGCGAAUCACUAAACAGCAGAUAACGCUUAAGAUAACGAGACGAUUUGGUUUUAAAUUUACUGACCGGGCACUGGUCCGGUUGCAGUUCACUUCGAGCAGCGCAACGAGCAGGAUGUGGUUGAUAACGGUUGGAAUUGUCGCCACGGCGAUUUACUUAGGUCUGAAGUACCUCUACUCGUACUGGGAUCGCCACGGCGUACCGAAUCUGAAGCCAGUUAUCCCGUACGGUAACAUCGAGACGGUGGCCAAGAGGGUGGAUUCGCUCGGAGUUGGGGUUAACAAACUGUACCCCAAGACGAAGGGUCGACUGAUGGGAAUCUACUUGUUUUUCCGUCCGGCCAUUUUGAUCCGAGAUGCCCACUUGGCUCAUCGGUUAAUGACGGUGGAUUUCAAGUUCUUUCAUGAUCGAGGCGUGUACUGUAACGAACAAGGUGAUCCAUUUACUGCGCAUCUGUUCGCCCUGUCUGGACAGCGAUGGAAAGCUUUGCGGAAUAAGUUUACACCGACUUUUACCUCCGGACAACUACGCAACAUGCUUCCAACCAUCAUGGAUGUUGGAUACAAACUACAAAAACAUUUGGAUCCGAUAGCAUCCCGGGGUGAGGUUGUGGACAUGCGCGUAAUUCUUGGUCGUUUUAUGCAGGAGAUUGUGGCCAGUGUUUUCUUUGGCUAUGAAGCUGACUGCAUCAACAAUCUGAACGAUAAAUUUACCAGUAUAAUGGAAUACAUUCAGAAGGAUACUUUUGCAAUUAACUUUCGUACGACGGCAGUAUUUUUGUGUCCCGAAUUGCUGAGAAUUACUGGCAUAUCGGGGUUACCAUCAGAGGUAAUCGAGUUUGUAACCAAAAUAAUCACCGAACAGAUCGAGUUUCGUGAGAAAAAUAACACUCAGCGAAAGGAUUUUAUCCAACAGUUGAUCGAGCUUCGACGGGAGGACACUAAGAGCAAGGAAGUGAUGUUGUCACUGGGACAGUGUGCCGCUAACAUUUUCCUCUUCUACAUUGCUGGUUCAGAUACCUCGAAUGCGGCGAUUAGUUUCACCCUGCACGAACUGACCCAUAAUCCAGAUUGUAUGGCAAAGCUUCAAAAUGAAAUUGAUGAAGCGUUGCAAAAAUCCAACGGCGUUGUGAGUUACGAUGUUGUAAAAGAGAUGAAAUAUCUGGACUUGUGUGUUAAGGAAACUCUGAGAAAAUAUCCGGGAUUACCGAUUUUGAACCGAGAGUGCACUGCAGACUACCAGGUUCCCGAUUCGGAAGUGGUGAUUCGUAAGGGAACUCAGGUCAUCAUUCCUCUGCUGGCGUAUGGCAUGAGUGAAGAAUACUUCCCGGAUCCCACUCGCUACGCACCGGAACGUUUCACGGUUGAGGGUCACAAUUAUGACGAAAAGGCUUACUAUCCGUUUGGAGAAGGUCCACGAAAUUGUAUUGGAAUCCGUAUGGGAUCGAUGAUAUCGAAAAUUGGUUUGGUGCUGUUGCUAUCUAGGUUCAAGUUUGAAGCUACUCGAGAAGCAAAAAUUGACUUCAUGCCUUCAAUGGUAACACUGGUGCCGCAAGGAGGAAUCCCACUGAAAAUAUCAAGUAGAAUUUGAGCAUGGAAUACUAUUCAACUUUUGUUUGAAAUAGAUAUUCAUUUAUUUUGUAAGACUACAAAAAUAACAAGAAGACCAUUCUCUGGCCAUUUUCGCCAGCAGUCUAAUUUACUUCCUAUGCAGAUGGACAGUCCAUUAAAAUGCUGAAAAAGACUCCAUGUUGGAGGGGGAAAAUGUGAAGGAAGUGAAAAGUGAUAAAAUGUGAUACGAAUAAAUUGUGAAAAGGAAUUCAAAAUGUGGUACAGUAGUGUUAUGUAAAAAUAUUGUUCAAGCAAUUGCGUAAUUUUGUAGUUCACAUUAGGAUUCGCUUUCAUUGGUUUUGAUAAUUUUUCACUCAUUUUUAGUCAAGUUAAUGUUUCGAGCAACAGUUUUUGAACUAAAGUUUAUAAAAUAAUGCAUGCACUUCUCAAAAAUGUCAUGAGUAGCCACUUUUAAGAAAGUAUAUAUUGCAACCGAUUGACCAAAUCCGAUAAAAUUUGUAAGAAUUUAUUGAAAGCGUGAAUUCGAUUAGACAUAUCCGAGGUAAAUAAAUUAAAAGCCGCUAUUUCAUUCAAUAUCAGAUGAUAUCAUCGACAUACAGUCAUUAGAUAAUUUUCAAAUUUAUGUCAUUUUUGGAGUACAGUAUUUUUUUAUAAGCUAAUUAAAUGUUCUAGGAAAGGAACAGAGUAAUAAAUAAGCAGUUCGAUUAUCUAGAGUGAAAUAUAUUUUUGAAUUUAGUUUCGAUUGUUCCAAGUUUCAUUCAUUUAUUUUUUAAUGAAAUUAUAAAUUACGAAUAAAAUCGUGAAAUUCGAGAUUCAAUUCAAUUCAUUCGUUUGAGCAUACCAAAUGAAACAAAUACAAUAGGUUUUUUUCAUAAUUUUGUGGUCCGAAAAAUAUUUUCAUAAAAUAUCCUCCUAUGAAGUCAUAUAUUUUUACUAUAUUAAUGUAUAUGCUAAACUAUCUUUAUAACAAUACGAAACUUUUUGAUAUCUGUAUGAGAAUAGUUUACCUGUCAAAUCAGUGAUAGACAAUUUUCCUAAUCACCGUGUAGCGACAAAGUCUAGGGUAUUAUUUCUUAUGAAU
This is a messenger RNA of Wyeomyia smithii (pitcher-plant mosquito), 4104 nucleotides long. RefSeq lists its product as uncharacterized. Bases 1 to 3042 code for a protein of 1013 amino acids. The record is from RefSeq and is a predicted model, not a curated record. The transcript has 4 exons. Gene Ontology annotation, molecular function: oxidoreductase activity, acting on paired donors, with incorporation or reduction of molecular oxygen; heme binding; iron ion binding. Lineage: Eukaryota; Metazoa; Arthropoda; Insecta; Diptera; Culicidae.